This is a messenger RNA of Porites lobata, 484 nucleotides long. Lineage: Eukaryota; Metazoa; Cnidaria; Anthozoa; Scleractinia; Poritidae. The record is from the annotation of a GenBank genome assembly.
AUGGCGGAAGACGCGGAGAGCGAUAUUGCUAUACGUUUUGUCGACGAAAACGACUACAAAGAGAUUUCUGCUAAAGCUGUGUCAGCGAAACCGAAAUUAAAAAAGAAUCGCCCUUCCUCGCUUGUUUCUAAACACUGUUACGACGUUGAUUUGAGCUAGCGAAGCUGAGAGUUCUAGCGAAGAAGAUGAAAAAGUCAGUGCAAGCGAGGAGGAAGCUGUAACCGAAACGGAGCGUGCCGAUGAAAACGUAGAAAGCUCCUAUUCCGAUGAUAGUUCAGCAGAUGAAGCGGAGAGAAGGAAAAGUGCAGAGAAGCCUAAACCUGCGUCUUCGAAUUCGACCGUCACCAAAUCAAGCAAAAAGGCGCCGAAGAAAUCAAAUAAACGGAACAAGAGUCUUUCGGAAGAAGAGAAGGAGGAUUUAUGUGGACAGUUGGAAGUAGUCAUGCGUAACCUCCACGAAACUUCCACGCAGCGCCCGAGGUAA